This is a messenger RNA of Guillardia theta CCMP2712, 2226 nucleotides long. RefSeq lists its product as hypothetical. Gene Ontology annotation, molecular function: urease activity; nickel cation binding. The record is from RefSeq and is a predicted model, not a curated record. The coding region runs from base 1 to 2226 and encodes 741 amino acids. Gene Ontology annotation, biological process: urea catabolic process. The transcript is spliced from 33 exons. NCBI's taxonomy places the organism in Eukaryota, Cryptophyceae, Pyrenomonadales, Geminigeraceae. Gene Ontology annotation, cellular component: urease complex.
AUGAAACUGAAGCGACUCGCCAGGGGGUUGAGGCUGAACCACGUCGAGGCCACUGCUCUCAUUGCUACAGUCGUGCUGGAGUUCAUUCGCGAUGGAAAGACUUGCGCUGAGCUGAUGGACCUUGGAAGGAAGCUGCUCGGAAAGAGGCAGGUGCUUGAGGGAGUAGAAGCUCUCUGCCAUGAGGUGCAGGUGGAAGGGACCUUCCCCGAUGGGACCAAACUUGUGACCGUACAUUCCCCCAUCACCCUCGAGGAUGGUGACCUUGACCUCGCUCUCUAUGGCUCCUUCCUCCCGAAGCCCUCCCUCUCGGCGUUCGAUGCCCCGGGGUCUCUGAUCCUCAACAAAGAUCGCGAGAGCGUCAGUAUCACCGUCACCAACCUUGCAGACAGGCCGAUCCAAGUUGGAAGUCACUAUCACUUUGUCGAGGCGAACUCAAGACUGGAGUUUGACAGAGGUCUUGCUUACGGCAAGAGGCUGAACAUCACUGCUGGAACGGCUGUAAGGUUCGAGCCGGGAGAGAGUAAGGUUGUCUCCCUCGUUGCUAUCGGAGGAAACAAGGUGAUCCGAGGAGGCAACAACAUUGUCGACGGGCCGUACUCUCCCUCCAACGUUGAGGAGAUCGUCAAGAGAUGCGCGGAGAAGGGCUUCAAGCACAAGCCGCAAGAUGUCACCCAUACGCAGAAGAAGGCGAAGACGGAGGUCACCAUUGACCGCAAGCACUAUGCAGACAUCUUUGGCCCAACCACAGGAGACAAGGUGCACCUCGGAGACACUGGGCUUGUCAUCGAAGUCGAAAAAGACUAUACAGUGUACGGCGACGAGUGCAAGUUUGGAGGUGGAAAGGUCGUCGACUACACGGGUAUCUACAAGUGCGACAUCGGCAUCAAGGAUGGAAAGAUCGCAGGGAUCGGCAAGGCUGGCAACCCUGACGGUGUCACCCCGGGAAUGACUGUUGGUCCCGGCACCGAAGCCAUUGCUGGGGAGGGAUCUAUCGUGACUGCAGGUGUUACAACCCUCUACGGCGGAGGAUCAGGACCAGCAACGGGAACGAACGCGACGACAUGCACGGACGGAUCGUUCUACACCAAGAUGAUGCUCCAGGCCACGGACAACAUCCCUCUCAACUUCGGGUUCUCCGGCAAAGGAAACGCGUCGAAGCCUGAAGGGCUACGAGAGAUGAUCGAGGCUGGAUGUGCUGGUUUGAAACUGCACGAGGACUGGGGAACGACGCCAGCUGCUAUCGAUUCCUGCUUGUCAAUCGCAGAGGAAUACGAUAUCCAAGUGACCAUCCACACGGACACUCUGAACGAGAGUUGCUGCGUUGAAGACACGAUUGCUGCCUUCAAGGGCAGAACCAUCCACACGUAUCACAGCGAAGGAGCAGGAGGCGGGCAUGCUCCCGACAUCAUCAAAGUUUGUUCGCAGGCAAACGUCAUCGCUUCCUCCACCAACCCUACGAAGCCUUUCACGAUCAACACGAUCGACGAGCAUGUUGACAUGCUCAUGGUCUGUCAUCAUCUUGACAAGAACAUCUCCGAGGACGUGGCCUUCGCUGAGUCCAGGAUCCGAGACAAGACCAUUCAAGCCGAGGACAUUCUUCAUGACAUGGGAGCGAUCUGCAUCAUGUCCAGUGACUCUCAAGCCAUGGGAAGAAUCGGAGAGGUCAUUGCAAGGACGUGGCAGACUGCUGCAAAGAUGAAGCAGCAGCGCGGGACUCUUCCUGAAGACAAGGAGUCAGACAACCUCCGCGUCAAGCGCUACAUCGCCAAGUACACCAUCAACCCUGCCAUUGCCCACGGAUUCUCCCAAGUGAUCGGAUCCAUCGAGGUUGGCAAGAUGGCAGACCUUGUCAUCUGGAAACCUGAGUUCUUCGGAGCCAAACCUGAGAUGAUGGGCGACCCCAACGCCUCCAUCCCCACUCCCCAGCCUGUCAUGAUGCGCCCGAUGUUCGGCUCCUUCGGCCCUAAGGCGAUCGGGCAGAGCUGCGUCACGUUCGUGUCGCAAGUGUCUCUCAGCAAGGGCAUCGUCGCCUCCUACGGCCUGCAGAAGAGGGCAGUUGCAGUGACUGGGACCAGGACCGUCGGAAAGAAAGAUAUGAAGUACAACGACGCAACUCCGAGCAUCAACGUCAACUCGGAGACGUAUGUCGUGACGGCGGAUGGCGUGGAGCUCAGCUGUGCUCCUGCCGAUCGGCUUCCUCUUGCUCAAAGAUACUUUUUGUUCUAA